GGCCCUGCCUACGGUCCCGCCUUCUCCCGAGACGGGCUGCGUGCGCACCGCCCUCCCGUCGUCCCAGUGCGCACGCGCGGCAGCGGCCCCGCCCCCGUUCCCCCGGCGCUCGGAGCCCGAGUCCGCGGGAAGAUGGCGGCGCCACUCAUCCCCCUCUCCCAGCAGAUUCCCACUGGAAAUUCGUUGUAUGAAUCUUAUUACAAGCAGGUCGAUCCAGCAUACACAGGGAGGGUGGGGGCGAGUGAAGCUGCGCUUUUUCUAAAGAAGUCUGGCCUCUCGGACAUUAUCCUUGGGAAGAUAUGGGACUUGGCUGACCCAGAAGGUAAAGGGUUCUUGGACAAACAGGGUUUCUAUGUUGCACUGAGACUGGUGGCCUGUGCACAGAGUGGCCAUGAAGUUACCUUGAGCAAUCUGAAUUUGAGCAUGCCACCACCUAAGUUUCACGACACCAGCAGCCCUCUGAUGGUCACACCGCCCUCUGCAGAGGCCCACUGGGCUGUGAGGGUGGAAGAAAAGGCCAAAUUUGAUGGGAUUUUUGAAAGCCUCUUGCCCAUCAAUGGUUUGCUCUCUGGAGACAAAGUCAAGCCAGUCCUCAUGAACUCAAAGCUGCCUCUUGAUGUCCUGGGCCGGGUCUGGGACCUCAGUGACAUUGAUAAGGAUGGGCACUUGGACCGAGACGAGUUCGCUGUGGCCAUGCACUUGGUGUACCGAGCCCUGGAGAAGGAGCCCGUGCCCUCCGCCCUGCCCCCAUCCCUCAUCCCACCCUCCAAGAGAAAGAAGACUGUGUUUCCUGGCGCCGUCCCUGUCCUGCCCGCCAGCCCCCCACCAAAAGACAGCCUCCGCUCCACGCCGUCCCACGGCAGUGUCAGCAGCCUCAACAGCACAGGAAGCCUGUCCCCCAAGCACAGCCUCAAGCAAACACAGCCAACAGUGAACUGGGUGGUGCCGGUGGCAGACAAGAUGCGAUUUGAUGAGAUAUUCCUGAAGACCGAUCUGGAUCUGGAUGGCUACGUGAGUGGCCAGGAGGUGAAGGAGAUCUUCAUGCACUCGGGCCUCACCCAGAACCUUCUAGCACACAUAUGGGCCCUGGCCGAUACGAGGCAAACGGGGAAGUUAAGCAAAGACCAAUUCGCGUUAGCUAUGUAUUUCAUUCAGCAGAAGGUCAGUAAAGGCAUCGACCCCCCUCAAGUCCUCUCGCCAGACAUGGUCCCGCCCUCGGAGAGAGGCACGCCCGGCCCGGACAGUUCAGGCUCUCUCGGCUCCGGGGAGUUUACUGGCGUGAAGGAGCUCGAUGACAUCAGUCAAGAGAUUGCCCAGUUACAAAGAGAGAAAUAUUCACUGGAACAAGACAUUCGAGAAAAGGAAGAGGCAAUCAGACAGAAAACCAGCGAGGUGCAGGAAUUACAAAAUGACCUAGACCGGGAAACAAGCAGUUUGCAGGAGCUUGAGGCUCAGAAACAGGAUGCUCAAGACCGCCUGGACGAGAUGGACCAGCAGAAGGCCAAGCUCCGAGACAUGCUGAGCGACGUCCGGCAGAAGUGCCAGGACGAGACUCAGAUGAUCUCAUCAUUGAAAACGCAAAUCCAGUCUCAGGAAUCGGACUUAAAGUCCCAGGAAGACGAUCUGAACCGAGCCAAGUCGGAGCUGAACCGAUUGCAGCAGGAGGAAACCCAGCUGGAGCAGAGCAUUCAGGCUGGGCGAGUCCAGCUGGAAACCAUUAUCAAGUCCCUGAAGUCAACGCAAGAUGAAAUCAACCAGGCAAGGAGCAAACUUUCCCAGCUGCACGAAAGCCGCCAGGAGGCCCACAGGAGCCUGGAGCAGUAUGACCAGGUGCUCGAUGGAGCCCAUGGCGCCAGCCUGACCGACCUGGCCGACCUGAGCGAAGGCGUCUCCCUGGCAGAGAGGGGCGGUUUUGGAGCCAUGGAUGAUCCUUUCAAAAAUAAAGCCUUGUUAUUUAGCAACAACACACAAGAGCUGCAUCCGGAUCCUUUCCAGACAGAAGACCCCUUCAAAUCUGACCCAUUUAAAGGAGCUGAUCCCUUCAAAGGUGACCCGUUCCAGAAUGACCCCUUUGCAGAACAGCAGACAACUUCAACAGAUCCAUUUGGAGGGGACCCUUUCAAAGAAAGUGACCCAUUCCGUGGCUCUGCCACCGACGACUUCUUCAAGAAACAGACAAAGAAUGACCCAUUUACCUCGGACCCAUUCACGAAAAACCCUUCCUUACCUUCGAAGCUCGACCCCUUUGAAUCCAGUGAUCCCUUUUCAUCCUCCAGUGUCUCCUCAAAAGGAUCAGAUCCCUUUGGAACCUUAGAUCCCUUCGGAAGUGGGUCCUUCAAUAGUGCUGAAGGCUUUGCCGACUUCAGCCAGAUGUCCAAGCCCCCACCUUCUGGCCCUUUCACCUCCUCCUUGGGAGGGGCAGGAUUCUCAGAUGACCCCUUUAAAAGUAAACAGGACACUCCUGCUCUGCCUCCGAAGAAACCUGCUCCUCCACGGCCUAAACCGCCCAGCGGUAAAAGUACACCUGUAAGCCAGCUUGGUUCUGCAGACUUUCCCGAGGCCCCCGAUCCAUUCCAGCCACUUGGGGCUGACAGCGGCGACCCGUUCCAAAGUAAAAAGGGGUUUGGGGACCCGUUUAGUGGAAAAGACCCAUUUGUCCCCUCCUCUGCAGCUAAACCUUCUAAGGCCUCUGCCUCGGGCUUUGCAGACUUCACCUCUUUUGGCAAUGAGGAGCAGCAGCUGGCGUGGGCCAAGCGGGAGAGCGAGAAGGCGGAACAGGAGAGGCUGGCGCGGCUGCGGCGGCAGGAGCAGGAGGACCUGGAACUGGCCAUCGCGCUCAGCAAGGCUGACAUGCCUGCCGCCUAGGCAAGGGCCAUGUGCAGGCGGGACAGGGCACGGGCAGGUUCCAGAGAGGGGGCAGUGCAGAUGCCUAUAUACACACACACACACACCGUCGCCACCGUACUCCAAGGACCGGGACUCGGGGGCUCGUUCAGGGUGAGCAAACUGGCUGCAAGACCUGGAAAGGGCACAUCUCCUGGGGAAGCCCUUAUGGAGGCCUUGGCCACCACUUCUACAGGUCUGUCUCUCUACUGUGCCAUCCCCCCCCGGGGCUGACCGUCUCCCGCUCUUGCUCUGGGAACAAACACACGGCUGGUCAGUUGAGGAGAGGAAGCACCCAGGGCCUCCCGGCCUCCUCCCUACUCAUAGCUGCAGACAUCUCCGCCCGCCCUCCCACGCAUCAGUCAGACACUCCCCCAGUGGUGUAUGCAUUCGUUGUAUAAAAUGAAGUUUGAAUGAUUAAUAUAAAAUAUUUUAAUACAAAA
This is a messenger RNA of Piliocolobus tephrosceles (Ugandan red Colobus), 3326 nucleotides long. It is a transcript of the gene EPS15L1, whose product is annotated as epidermal growth factor receptor pathway substrate 15 like 1. The coding region runs from base 133 to 2865 and encodes 910 amino acids. Gene Ontology annotation, biological process: endosomal transport; endocytosis. Gene Ontology annotation, cellular component: plasma membrane; clathrin coat of coated pit; cytoplasm. The record is from RefSeq and is a predicted model, not a curated record. Gene Ontology annotation, molecular function: cadherin binding; calcium ion binding. Lineage: Eukaryota; Metazoa; Chordata; Mammalia; Primates; Cercopithecidae. The transcript has 24 exons.